This is a messenger RNA of Arachis ipaensis, 2906 nucleotides long. Its product is annotated as Glycosyl hydrolase family 38 protein. NCBI's taxonomy places the organism in Eukaryota, Viridiplantae, Streptophyta, Magnoliopsida, Fabales, Fabaceae. Gene Ontology annotation, molecular function: alpha-mannosidase activity; carbohydrate binding. The record is from RefSeq and is a predicted model, not a curated record. Gene Ontology annotation, biological process: mannose metabolic process.
UGUGGUUAUGUCUCUUCAGAGAGAUCCAAAUAGAAAGUUUGUGUUUGCUGAGAUGGCAUUCUUUCAUAGAUGGUGGGUAGAACAGAGUCCAGAAAUUCAAGAACAAGUGAGAAAGCUUGUGGAUGCUGGCCAGCUCGAAUUCGUGAAUGGAGGAUGGUGCAUGCAUGAUGAAGCAGCACCACAUUACAUAGACAUGAUAGAUCAAACAAGUUUGGGACAUAGAUUCAUAAAACAAGAGUUCAACAAGACACCUCGUUCUGGUUGGCAAAUUGACCCUUUUGGACACUCUGCUGUUCAAGCUUAUCUUCUAGGUGCUGAGGUUGGUUUUGAUUCAGUUCACUUUGCAAGGAUUGAUUAUCAAGACAGAGCAAAGCGCAAAGUUGAUAAGUCACUUGAAGUUGUGUGGCGUGGUUCCAAAACAUUUGGUUCUUCUGCUCAGAUUUUUGCUAAUGCUUUUCCUGUUCAUUAUAGUGCUCCAAACACUUUUAAUUUUGAAGUCAAUAAUGAAAACUUGAUCCCAUUACAGGAUGAUCCUCUUCUUUUUGACACCAAUAUCAAACAGCGUGUUGAAGAUUUUGUUAAUGCUGCUACUAGUCAAGCAAGUGUGACAAGGACAAACCAUAUAAUGUGGACAAUGGGUGAUGAUUUUCAAUACCAAUAUGCUGAAAGUUGGUUCAAGCAAAUGGAUAAAUUGAUUCACUAUGUUAAUUUGGAUGGGAGAGUGAAUGCCUUGUAUUCUACUCCAUCUAUUUACACUGAUGCCAAAAAUGCUGCUAAUGAAACAUUGCCAUUGAAAAUUGAUGAUUAUUUCCCGUAUGCUGAUGGAGCAAAUGCUUAUUGGACAGGAUACUACACGAGUCACCCUGCCCUCAAGCGAUACGUUAGGUCGCUAAGUGGAUACUAUUUGGCAGCACGCCAACUCGAGUUUUUGGCUGGAAAGAAAUCUGCAACUGGAAGUAAUACAUUUGACCUUGGAGACGCUCUUGGAGUUGCACAACACCAUGAUGCUGUCUCUGGCACAGCCAAACAACAUGUAACUAAUGACUAUGCUAAAAGACUGGCUAUUGGAGCUUCUAAGGCUGAAAAAGUUACUAGCUCUUCUCUGGCUUGUCUUUCUGGCAAGAAAUCAAAUGGUCACUGUUCAGCUCCUGCAACGGAAUUUGCUCAGUGUCAAUUACUCAACAUCAGUUACUGCCCACAAACAGAGGACAAUAUUCCAGAGGCUAAGAGUUUGGUUGUAGUAUUGUAUAACCCACUUGGAUGGAAUCGCACUGAGAUUGUUAGAAUACCAGUUAAUGAUGAUAAUCUUGUUGUCAAAGAUUCUUCUGGAAAUAUCAUUGAAGCACAGUAUGUGGACACAGAUAAUGUAACAAAAAAUUUAAGAAGCUUCUAUGUUGAGGCCUAUUUAGGGGUGCAACCAAAAGAAGCACCAAAAUAUUCACUUCUGUUUCAAGUUUCAGUACCUCCACUUGGAUGGAGUACCUACUUCAUUUCGAAAGCAUCUGGAAAUGGUAAAAAAAGAAGUCCUUUCCUUUCACAGCUCGUCAGCGGCGACACCGUUACCAUAGGACCUGGGGAUUUAAAGAUGUCAUUUUCUUCAACUUCUGGACAACUUCAACGGAUGUUUAAUUCCAAAACUGGAGUUGAUAUACCGGUUCAACAAAGCUAUCUCUGGUAUGCUUCUAGUGGAGGCAACUUUCCUGAUUAUCAGGCUUCUGGUGCAUACAUAUUCCGGCCUACUGAAUCCCCGCCAACUGUUGUUUCAAGAUCAGUUCCCUACAAAGUAAUCCGCGGGCCACUAGUUGAUGAGAUUCAUCUAGAGUUUAGCUCUUGGAUUUACCAGGUUAUUAGGCUUUACAAAGACAAAGAUCAUGCUGAAGUUGAAUACACUGUUGGUCCAAUUCCAACUGAUGAUGGAGUUGGAAAAGAGGUGAUCACACAAAUAACAGCAAAUAUGGCUACAAACAAGGAGUUUUAUACUGAUUCUAAUGGAAGAGAUUUCCUGAAAAGGGUUCGAGAUCACAGAGAAGAUUGGCCCCUUCAAGUUACUCAACCUGUGGCAGGAAACUACUAUCCAAUUAAUCUUGGAAUUUAUGUUAAGGAUCAGAAAUCUGAACUCUCUGUCUUAGUUGAUCGUGCCACGGGUGGAGCGAGCAUUAGAGAUGGAGAGAUGGAACUAAUGCUUCACAGGCGUAUUCUCCAAGAUGAUGGUAGAGGAGUAGGAGAAGCUCUUGAUGAAAUAGAUUGUGCAAAAGAUUAUGGAUGUAAAGGACUAACAGUGAGAGGAAAUUACUACCUUGGCAUCCACAAGCUAGGAUCUGGUUCCCGGUGGCGUCGGACAGUUGGUCAGGAGAUUUACUCACCCCUCUUGUUGGCUUUCACAUAUGAGAGCUUGAAAAAUUGGAAGUCAUCUCAUGUGACAAAAGGAACUGUCUUGGAGCCAAAUUACAGCUUGCCUCCCAAUGUUGCUCUGCUAACUCUUGAGGAGUUGGAUGGUGGAAGUGUGCUUCUCCGUUUGGCACAUCUAUAUGAGCAAAGUGAAGAUGCUGAGUAUUCAACUCUGGCCAAAGUUGAACUGAAGAAGUUGUUUGCCAGAAAACAGAUAAAAGAGUUGAAGGAGAUGAGUUUAUCAGCUAACCAAGAGAAAUCAGAAAUCAAGAAAAUGAAUUGGAAUGUUGAAGGGGAGAUUAAUGGAAAAGAACCUAAACCACUUAGGGGUCGCCCUGUUAAUACUUUCAAUUUUGUUGUUGAGCUUGGUCCUAUGGAAAUACGCACAUUCUUGUUGAAAUUUUAGAGAACUAUGUAUUAUAUGAUCUAUUCUCAAAAGUGAACAUUGGUUUACAUAAAUAAAUAAAAAUUGAAUAAUGAUGAUUUCAUUUGAAUAAAUAAACAUGGUUCCUAUUUAU